Messenger RNA from Cyclopterus lumpus (lumpfish), 5231 nucleotides. It is a transcript of the gene gpam, whose product is annotated as glycerol-3-phosphate acyltransferase, mitochondrial. Gene Ontology annotation, molecular function: glycerol-3-phosphate O-acyltransferase activity. The record is from RefSeq and is a predicted model, not a curated record. NCBI's taxonomy places the organism in Eukaryota, Metazoa, Chordata, Actinopteri, Perciformes, Cyclopteridae. Bases 411 to 2894 code for a protein of 827 amino acids. The transcript has 21 exons. Gene Ontology annotation, biological process: phospholipid biosynthetic process. Gene Ontology annotation, cellular component: plasma membrane; mitochondrial membrane.
CGCAGCCUGUGUUAUAUUAUCUAAACCUGCAGCCAGUCUUUGGGUUGCAGCUGAUAAGAUUAAUGAAUGGGGGGGGGGAGAGACAAACUCACAGUGAUCUCGUUGGCGCGGUGCUGCCCUCUCCUGGCCGCUGGCAAAACGGCACUUCUGGCAGUUCGCUGCUGUACUGAAAUAACUGCGCUCCUUCCUCUGGUGAUACAUUUCUGUCUGUCAGAGCUGUGCCCGUCCAGUCUUGGAAGGAGAGCGGAGGAGCUCUUUGAGGGAGACACAAAGGCACUAAGGAACCAAACGGCUGGCUGGCUGCAGGAUUUGGUCGACGAGAUUAUUUUUGUGAGAUAUGAGUCAGCGUAACACCACAUUCAAGCUUGCCAGCUAGAGGUGUGUGAUCUGGAGGGAGAGAAAAAAAGACCAUGGAGCUGUCAGAUGGCUUGUUGCUGCAGGUGAACAAUGGAGAGCAGUGGUGUAACCGCUGGAAACACCCCAACGAUGACUCGGACCGCAGCACCAGCCCCUCAGUUCUGCGCUGUGUUGCCAGCACAUGGAAGGAGGGCCUGCUGAACAGGAAGAGGCCCUUUGUGGGCCGUUGCUGUCACUCCUGUACACCACAGAGCUGGGAGAAACUGUUCAACCCCAGUAUUCCAUCUCUGGGACUACGCAACGUCAUCUACAUUAAUGAGACCCACACAAGACAGCGGGGAUGGCUGGCGCGCAGGCUGAGUUAUGUGCUGUUUGUCAUGGAGAGAGAUGUCAACAAGGACAUGUUCACCAGGAACGUAGUCGACAAUGUGCUCAACAACAGCAGGGUGGAGAGUUCUAUUGUGGAGGUAGCCACAGAUUUGGACGCUGCAGCCAGCCAGCCGGGCCAGGAGCACAAAGCAAUCAGUAAAGUGAAGCAGAAAGCCAGGGCCUUCCUGCAGGAGAUGGUGGCCAACAUUUCACCGGCCUUUAUCAGGUUGACAGGGUGGGUCCUCCUGAGGCUCUUUAAUGGUUUCUUCUGGAGCAUCCAGAUCCACAAGGGUCAGCUGGAAAUGGUCAAGAAAGCUGCUACAGAGCAAAAUAUGCCGAUGGUCUUCCUCCCGGUUCACAAAUCCCACAUUGACUACCUGCUCAUCACCUUGAUCCUGUUCUGUCACAACAUCAAAGCCCCUCACAUUGCUGCUGGAAACAACCUCAGCAUUCCCAUCCUCAGCACCCUUAUCCGUAAACUUGGUGGAUUUUUCAUACGCCGGAAAAUGGAGGAAACAGGGGAUGGAAAGAAAGACAUUUUGUACAGAUCACUCUUACAUGCAUACACAGAGGAGUUGUUGCGUCAGCAUCAGUUUUUGGAGGUCUACCUGGAGGGUACCCGCUCCCGCAGCGGUAAGCCGUCUACCGCGCGUGCAGGCAUGUUGUCCAUCGUGGUCGACACAAUGUGCACCGGGUCGAUCGCCGACGUUCUGGUGGUUCCAGUUGGCAUCUCUUAUGAUCGUAUUCUUGAAGGCAACUACAAUAGUGAGCAGCUGGGCAAACCUAAGCAAAAUGAGAGUUUGUGGGGAAUAGCAUGUGGAGUGUUCAGGAUGCUGAGGAAGAACUAUGGUUGUGUCCGAGUUGACUUCAAUCAGCCCUUCUCCCUAAAGGAGUACCUGGACUCUCAGAGAAACCGUCAUAUUCCACCGUCGGUGUCCCUGGAGCACACCUUGAUGCCCAUCAUUAUUUCUGCACAACCUGAUGCUCAGCUGUUUGAAGGGCAGGAAGAGGAGCAGCUGAACAGAGAGCUGCCCAAUGACAUUUUAAGACGACAACUAAUUAACAACCUCGCCAAGCACGUUCUCUUCACGGCUAAUAAGUCAUCAGCAAUUAUGUCCACCCACAUUGUAGCCUGUCUGCUGCUGUACAGACACAGACAGGGGGUGGUGCUGUCCAAGCUGGUGGAAGACUUCUUCAACAUGAAGGAGGAGAUCCUGUCACGGGACUUUGAUCUGGGCUUUUCGGGGAACUCUGAGGAUGUGGUCAUGCGUGCCCUCCACCUGCUGGGAAACUGCGUCAAUGUGACCAGCAGUGCAAAUCGCAAUGGAGAGUUCACCAUCGCACCCAGCCAAACUGUACCAGCGCUUUUCGAGCUCAACUUUUACAGCAAUGGCCUUUUCCAUGUCUUCAUUUCUGAUGCAAUCAUUGCCUGCAGCAUCCUGUCGCUGCAGCGAGAGCUGGUCGCGGAAUCGGAGUCUGACCAACCGCCUGAUGGUCCCAGCAGCCUCCCUCUCAGUCAGGAGAGACUCAUCCGCAAGGCCGCCGGGCUCUCUCACUUUCUUAUUAAUGAGGUGGCAGUAGCACCACCCUGUCAGACUAUUUACCAGGUGUUUCAUGAUGCAGUGAGCCGGCUGAUUCAAUAUGGAGUUCUCUACGUAGCAGAGGAGGACCAGGAAGAACUGAGUCCCAGUCCCACAGAGGAACCUUGGCCCAAAAAGUUCCCAGAGCCCCUUUCCUGGAGAAGCGACGAGGAGGACGAGGACAGUGACUUUGGAGAGGAGCAGAGAGAUCGCUACCUAAAGGUGAGCGUUUCCGCAGAGCACCAGGAGUUCUUCGUCUUCCUACAGCGACUUGUCAGCCCGGUGCUGGAGGCCUACAGCGGCGCUGCAAUCUUUGUCCACAGUCUGAGUCAGCCUAUGGCUGAGUCCGAGUACACCCAGAGGCUCUUCAGAUACCUGCUCACCCGCACAGAGAGAGGAGUGGCUGCUUAUGGUGAAAGUGCAAUUUAUUACCUGGUUAAGAACACAGUGAAGACAUUCAAAGAGCUUGGGGUCCUGAAGCAGAGAAGAGAGAACCAGGUGACGACUCUGGAGCUGAGCAGCACUUUUCUACCUCAGGCCAAUCGGAACAAACUCCUGCAGUACAUCUUAGGUUUCGCCCUGCUGUGACCGACACGCCCAGCUCAGACCCCAGGCUCCUUCCAAUAAAGGGCUUCUACUGGUUACUUCUAAACAAUCCCAGGUGCUACUCUGUGGAAAGCUUUACCAGGAAGUGCCUUCAUGUAACAGCCGCUAACUGUUAGCUGUUAGCCGGAAGAGACUUGAAGCCAUUCUUCCCUUUUUGUUCCAGUCUCUGACUUCCUGUCUCAGAACUGUGCAGCUGAUAAAACACAUGUAUCGUUCUUUGAAGAGGUACCUCUAGGGAUCAUCCUCUCUUGGUGAACUUUGCCAGUGAAGUCAUGAGGUUUUAAUAUGAUCAAAAUUUUAAACUUAAUCAGAAAAUAUACUCAAGCAGGUUAGUAAAUAGGAAUCACUUUGACAGCAAUCCAAACAAAGCAAGCUGCCUUUUAGUCUAUUCAAGUAAACAAGCAAAAUAUGCAUAGAAGAUAAUGGUAAACAUAAACAAGCAAAGGCGUUUUUUAUGUUAACUCUGCUUGUUGGUAAAACUGCUGUAUUCUCUCCAGUGCACUGCACUAUCAUACAGUAGAAGACAUGUUAAAAUAUAGUUUGAUGUACAUAGGCCACAAGAGUAAGAGUCUCUCAUUUGUUGUGCAUUUAAAUACAUGCACACUGAUGUCAUCAACUUUAAUGAUGUAGGAACAUUAGAUAGAAAGAGUUGUCUCUGCAAAAUGCGUACAUAUCCAAAUUUGAAUUUGCUCAAUCAAAUGUUGAAAUCUAAUCCUCCUUUAUAGAUAGCUUUAAGCAAUUAUACUCCACAGUUACUGGUUUAAGGUAUCAAAGACAUAAGCAGCAAAUCAGUUCAGCUGUGCAAAAAUAUCUCCUUGGCAAACACAAAAUGUACCUGUUGAAAGUACAGUGCAGUUGAAGCCUAAAAUCGCAAACAUCUCAAGUUAAGUGCAUUCAGUUACACUUUUCGUCAUGGGUUUUUGAUGAAAAGUAACUUUGAUCUCUUUGCAUAACAGCUGUUUCACCUGUUGAUCAAUGGUACAUAGCAGAGCACUUAGCUUACUUAAUGCCAGCCAUCACAUCCACUUAGGUUCAAAUGCAACAAACUCAGAAACUCUUAGGUCACGCCUUUCAGGGAAAGCAGAGAUUUGGGUUCACUACCACUUUUUCCUAUAUAUUUACUUUAUAAAAGCUGUUAUAGCAUAACUGCUGAGAGAGAGUAGUUUUGCUCUAAUGGAUGGGCAUCUGCAAAACAAAGGACCUGCAUAGUGUGGUUAAAAAAUGAAUGGUACAUAUCCACUGUGUAGUGCAUUAAAACAAAAGAUAAUGUCUCUAAAUGUUAGCAAGAUAGUGUCUCUGUUGUACUGGUGAAGAAAGGAGAGGACGUAAUUCUCCUUUGUAUACUUUUAAGUGCAGAUUACUGAAAAUGAAAUAAUAGCCCUUAACGGUCAGGUUUAUUUAUUCUUUAUUUUUCUUGGUUCAGUCUUCACUUCAAACUCCCUUUCAUGAAAUUACAGUCUGAACAUGUUCUAUAAACACACUUAAAGCAAGUAGUCCUUUCAGGUUGUGUUCCAAAAUGCACAGUAAAAACUCUGUGGUAACAGAAUAUUGAUCCUGAAAAUCAAAAGCGGACCCAAAAAUCAGAAGAAAAAAAAAAUCUCAGUGCACUCUUCUUGUGCAUUUAGCUGAUUAACAUGUAUCAUUUUUACUGCAAAAUAACACAGAUUCAAUAUUGAGACCUUUUCCUACGUGUGUUAUUCAAAUUCUGAAGACAUUUAGCAUUGAACAUAAAUGUACAACAUCUAAGUUAAUGUUGGUGUUUAAGUGCACAUCAACUGAUGGAGAAAAAAAUAGAAGGAAUGUGUUUGGAAAGGGCAAAAAAAAAAAGUUUUAUACAUUUUCUGGAUUAUUAGAGGAGAUGCUAACAACAUUUUCUCAGAUUGAUAAUGUGAAGAAGACAAUGUGAAUGUUAUAAAUCAACAUUCUUGAUCUGGCAGGGCAAUACAAGUAAAUGGGCAUUGGGUGUCUGGUGGUAAACAUCUAUGUCAAUAUUUAUACUGAGACUUGUUGACAGUGAUCAACAACACUGCUUGUUACAAUUAACUUAAAUGCUUUUUGUCAACAUAUUGCUUAAUUUAAUACUAUAGACCUGCAUAUGUUCAUGCAGUCUUUAAAAUCUGUGUACAACAAUAACCCUGAAAUGGAAACUUGUGGAGGAUCGGUGAACUGUUGAACCGCAGCAUGUUGAAGAACAGAAAUGUAUGUCAUGUGAAUGUGAUAAAAGUGAUUUUGAUUUACAUUCAAAGCAUUUCUGAGCCCACAAUCUGUUCAAGUCGCCAUGCUGAGGGACCCCCUCCGCCAAGAUGAAAAAAAAAAAAA